This is a messenger RNA of Gymnodraco acuticeps, 4770 nucleotides long. Its product is annotated as tudor domain-containing protein 6-like. The record is from RefSeq and is a predicted model, not a curated record. NCBI's taxonomy places the organism in Eukaryota, Metazoa, Chordata, Actinopteri, Perciformes, Bathydraconidae.
UAUAAACCCACCGGAAGCCCGGCCGCGCCUCUCUGUCCGGUUGUUUAUGAUGAUGAUGAGCUGCGAGCAACAAACACGGUGUGUUUGAGCUUGUAACUCACAAUGUGCUCAAAUCCUGGCCUCCCAACGACUGGAACAGAAGUGCAUGUAGUCAUCAAGAGGCUUAACCUAAAGGACAGGUGUGGUAUCAUAGAGUUAUGGGUCAACAUGGACGAUGAGAGGAAGCAUAUCUAUGAGCAGAUGAGAGAGGAAAUCCAGAAUCCUGACAGGAAGUUCGCUGGAUCAGAAGGAAAACUCGGGGACCUUUGUCUGGUUUGCAUCGAUGGUGCCUGGCACAGAGCUCGGAUCGUUUCCAUUCAAAGUGACACUUGCAAUGUUUUUGUAAUCGACCAGGGACUGCUGCAUAUCACCACAAGCAAAGCGUUAGCAUGGGGACAUAAGGACAGUUUCCUCCUUCCUCCUGAAACUGAAUCAUGUAUUCUCGCUAAUGUCCUCUUCCUCGAUAACAGGUGGCCAGAAAGAGCCUCAAAGUUUUUGAUGUCUCUGCGUGGUAAGAAGUUUAGAGGCCUGGUUCAAGAUGUGCUGAAGCCGAACAGAACCCUUCUACUCGACAUACCCAUGGUUUCCAAGCCGAUGUGUAUGUUUGGAGUUGCGAAGAAGAUGGCGGUAGACGAGUUUAAGUGCCUUGUACAGAAAUGUCUUGAAGUGGACCGCGUAACGCAAGAACGCAAUCUGAAUGUUGGGCGCAAACUUGAGAAGAUCGACCAAUACUUCUACCCAGAUCUGUUAAUGAAUGCUUUUGAACAUGUUAUUGUGACAGAGGUAACUAACCCACACAACAUAUUUUGCCAACUUCACAUUUUCUCCAAGGCGGUGAGAAAUAUCAGAGCAGAUAUGCAGCAGCAUUAUGAAAAGCACUCAGAUUCAGGAGAGACUUCGCAUUUGAACUGCGGGGAUCCAUGCGCUGCAAAAGGGAUGGAUGGAAAAUGGCAUCGCUCGUUACUGAAGCAAACCUUAACCAAUGAUGAUGCUGUAGAAGUCUUCCAUGUGGAUGAAGGAAAAGUUGAAUCGGUCUCCGUUGGAGACAUUAGACCUCUGUACAGAGAACUUCUGAGGAUGCCCGUUGUCACGUAUCAUUGUUCUCUUGAAGGUGUAACAGAUGACGGAGCAGAAACGACCGGUUACUUGAGGUCCUUGCUUCUUAACAAAACUCAGGUGGCAAAGUUUAACCGCCACAAUAAACCUCGAGAUGUCUAUCACGUCACUCUCUAUGCAAAUUGUGGUACAUGCAUCAACAGUAGUUUCAUACAGAAGAUGGGACAUUUAGCUUCCUCUGAUGUUGUCAACACUGAACAAGAUUUAAAUGUGCAGAACACAGUUGAUGUUGAUGUUUUACUGGAGGAAACUUUGCCAAACACAAAGAACCAAUCAGUCAAUGGAUGGACCGAUGAACCAACAACUGGCAGCAAAAACAGGGAACAACAUCCAUCCCCUCAAAUACAGAUCAACGGGCAUCUUCCAACUGAGGUGCAAAACACUCCCCAUGAUGAUGUGUUUGCUGUAGGAAGAAGCUUCAACGUUAUGGUAUCUUGUUUCGAAAGUCUACAGAAGUUCUGGUGUCAAACAACAGAAGAUGGUGACUCUUUAGGACGCUUGAUGAAUGACCUGCAAAACCACUACGCAUCCGCCCACCGUCAGCCACUCGUCGAUUCAAUCUGUGUGGCCCGAAGUCCAGACAACGGCAUGUGGUACAGAGCAAAGAUCAUGGCGAGUCAACACUCCCCCGUUGUAGAUGUGAGAUUCAUAGACUUUGGUCGAAUGCGAACGGUUCCUCUGCGGGAUAUACACCUCAUUGAUCCGGCUUUCUUACAGCUGAAUGCAAAGGCUUUUCAGUGCUGCUUAUGCCAGCCUCCAGACAAGAAAUCCACAAAUCCCACUUGGACUGACAGAGAAUUUCUGAAGUUUGCAGAAUCAUGUGCUAAGUCAGGCAUUGGUUUGACUUGCACAGUAAAAGCUGCCACUUGUGAUGAGGAAGGUCUCUUGCUAAAUGUGCUAGAUAUUGAAACACCAUCUGACGGUACAUGCAGGUGUCCGACUAAAGAAUACGCACAGAAUGAAGCUCACAAAAUGCAAAAAUCUCCACCGGUUCAAUCAGAUUCAUACAAUUACUCCACACAAAACAUUCAGGUGAAUGGAAAAGAAAAAGUGUGGAUAACGUCUUCAGGUAAUGUCAAUCUCUUCCACUGCCAACUGAACAGGAACUAUCAUCUGUUUGACAAAGUGAUGAAAAAUGUCAAACAACUACUCGGCAAGCAACAGUGCAAGGAUCAUCCACUUGGACUUAAUAGCAUUUGCUUUGCCAAGUACACUGAUAAGCAAUGGUACAGAGGACAAGUGGUAGAACUGUCUCCAAAACUUAAAGUACACUUUGUGGAUUAUGGUGAAACCCUGGUCGUGAAUGAAUGGGAUAUUUGCCCCUGUCCCACUGGAGAAAGUAUUGUCAGAGCUCUCCCUGUUCAGGCUGUUCCACUGGGACUGUUUAAUGUCCCUGCAGAAGUGCCACAGGAAAUCAACCAGUGGUUUGCAGAUCAUGCCGUUGGCCAAAAUCUGACCAUUUCUGUGGUAGCUAAAGGGGAAAAGGGGAAGCUAAUUGUUGAACUGUUCGAUGGAUCUCUGAGUGUAAAUGCAAUAGUCAGAGAGAGGAUUUCAAAUAUGAAACCGGGGAUGAUGGCUCUUGUUCAGAAGACUGAUCAGCAGCUUUUAAACAUCAUAAAACGUGCCACUAGCAACGAAACCUGUGCAAGAGAUGAGCGGAGUUCCCAACCAGUUACUAAAGUCUCUUUGCCAGAGAUUGAACAUGAACAGACUUUAGAUGAAGGAAGAAAAACAACCUCGGAAAUAUGCAGCAAUGAUUCAGAAGUGACACAACUUUCCCUUCUUUCUUGCCCCGAGGGAAAUGGGAAUAUCAGCAAGUACACAUGGCCAAACAUUUCAGAAAGCAAGACAGUGGAGGUAUAUGCAUCCUGCAUUGGUGGACCACAUUACUUCUGGUGUGAGUACGCAGAUGAAGAGGAGCAGAACAAAGUGAAAAGUCUUGUUCAGGAAGCAGGACUGGCUCAGCAGGAUAUGACAUUUCCUGAGACUCUCGGUCCUGGUAGUCCAUGCCUUGCUCUGUUUGCCAGUGACAAACACUGGUAUCGAGCUCAAGUUCUUCGCAGAGUUGAAGAUACAUUUGAUGUUGUGUUUAUCGACUAUGGAAAUGAGACUGAAGUUGACAUCAAGAACGUGAGAUCAGUGCCUCAGUGUCUGAUGGAGAUAGAUCCUCAGGCCUUUCUGUGCUCUCUGGAUGGAUUUGAUAUGUCCAAAGGCUCCUGGGAUGACCAAGUUCAUGAUGUCUUCUACAACCUUCUGGUUGAUAAAGUCAUCAGGGUGAAAGUGUUAAAUAUAGAAGAGCAUUCAGACAGUGUGUUCCCUCAAUAUGCGGUGGCAAUUGAGUGUGAAAAUGUGGUUAUGAAUACCGUGAUGCAGAAAUACUGGAAACCGCUUCCCACAGAACAUGCCAAACCUGAAAUGGAUGAAACCGAGACUUCCCUCCAAGACAAUCAGACGGAGUCCAACGGAGACGUUCAGACGGAGUCCAACGGAGACGUUCAGACGGAGUCCAACGGAGACGUUCAGACGGAGUCCAACGGAGACGUUCAGACGGAGUCCAACGGAGACGUUCAGACGGAGUCCAACGGAGACGUUCAGACGGAGUCCAACGGAGACGUUCAGACGGAGUCCAACGGAGACGUUCAGACGGAGUCCAACGGAGACGUUCAGACGGAGUCCAACGGAGACGUUCAGACGGAGUCCAACGAAGACAUUCAGACAGAUUCCAACAAAGACAAUCAGACGGAGGACAAUCAGACGGAGGACAUUCAGAUGGCGGACAUUCAGAUGGCGUCCAACAGAGACAUUCAGACGGAAUCCAACAGAGACAUUCAGACGGAAUCCAACAAAGACAUUCAGACAGAUUCCAUCAAAGACAAUCAGACGGAGGACAUUCAGACGGAGGACAUUCAGAUGGCGUGCAACAGAGACAUUCAGACGGAGUCCAACAGAGACAUUCAGACUGAGUCCAACGGAGACAAUCAGACAGAUUCCAGCGCCGCACAUCUUAAUGUUUCCACAGGAAAUGUGAAUGCUGGUAUGUUCAAGGAGCCAAGCAUCUCCAAAGACAAACAGGUGGAGGUAUAUGCAUCCUGCAUUGUUGGACCACAUUUCUUCUGGUGUGAGUACGCCGAUGAAGAGGAGCAGAAAAAAGUGACAAGUCUUGCUCAGGAAGCAGGACUGGCUCAGCAGGAUAUGACAUUUCCUGAGACUCUCGGUCCUGGUAGUCCAUGCCUUGCUCUGUUUGCCAGUGACAAACACUGGUAUCGAGCUCAAGUUCUUCGCAGAGUUGAAGAUACAUUUGAAGUUUGUUUAUCGACUAUGGAAACGAGACUGAAGUUUGACAUCAAGAACGUGAGAUCAGUGCCUCAGAGUCUGAUGGAGAUAGAUCCUCAGGCCUUUCUGUGCUCUCUGGAUGGAUUUGAUAUGUGCAAAGGCUCCUGGGAUGACCAAGUUCAUGAUGUCUUCUACAACCUUCUGGUUGAUAAACUCAUCAGGGUGAAAGUGUUAAAUAUAGAAGAGCAUUCAGACAGUGUGUUCCCUCAAUAUGCGGUGGCAAUUGAGUGUGAAAAUGUGGUUAUGAAUACCGUGAUGCAGAAAUACUGGAAACCGCUCCAC